AAUGAAUAGCUAUGCCAAAAGUUUUGGCUGCUAGUGUAUUUUCUCUGGAAAAAGCAGUGCAAAAAAUACUUUGUUGACAGGGUUGAACCUGUCAAACAGGUUCCUGUACUCAAACACAUACCUGUUUCUUUUUCUUCCUCUUACACUCACUUACUCAGUACGAAACGGUACGAUGUGUAGAGAGAGCGAACACUAAAUUUAUAACAGCUAAUUAUUAGUUCAGACAAUUGUGUGAAAUGGCAGAGGAGUGUUUUGAAGACGUUGAUCCAUUCAACUGUCCAAUCUGUCUGGACGCACUCCAGGAUCCAGUGACGAUUCCCUGCGGACACAACUACUGCAUGAGCUGUGUUAAAGACUACUGGGAUAAACAUGGCAGCGAAGACACGGGUUACAGUUGCCCUCAAUGCAGGAAGAUUUUCUCGCCUCGACCGGUCCUCAACAAAAACACCAUGUUUGCAGAAGUGGUGGAGCGGUUUAAAAACACAGGCCUUCAGGAUUUUCCACCUACACAUUAUAAUGGACCUGGACACACGGAGAGACGAACCUGCACUGCAAAAAAUAUCAAGAUGUGUGAAGAUGUGUGCUGCAGGGCCCAUCUGAGAUAUCGUAGCAAUGACUAUCCAAGAGAAAAACACACAGUUAUUGUUGUAAGUGGGGAACCUAAGGGAAAUACUUGUUUGCGCCACAACAGGUUACUGGAGUUCAAUUGUCGGACAGACCAACGGUUCAUCUGCCCGUUGUGUCUAAAUGAAGCCCACCAAGGACAUGAAGCACCCCAAAAGACGAAAACACUUGAGUGCAGUACGGCUGUAAAGAAACGAGAGCACAGGAGUAAAGACAAAACAACUGGACAUGCUAGGGGAGAAUCUAAGACUACUCAUGCCACUAGGCAUAGGCACAGACACAGGAGCAGACAGACCCGGGGCUCACAUGCUAAAAGAGGCCAUGAAACACACCAGCAUAGAAGCAGUGGACACAGAGAUCAUUCGCAUGGACACAGUCAUGGUGCUGGACACCGAAAGAGACGACUGGGAGUCAUGGUCAUGACAGGAACUGGCACUAGAAGAACAUUAAAACGCCUUGAACCUUGAUUUUGAGCACAGUGUUGCAGAUGCCAUGCUGUUUUCUAGGGGAAUGUCGCUUUUUACUAGGAUUCAGGCAUCGACUGAAAGCUCACGUCAUCUUGUUGUGAGUCACAGCAAUCCAUUAAAUGUUCAUUCUAUUAUAUUACUGAAUAGUAUUAAUUAGCAUCAGUUUGUUGUUUGUUAUUCUCAACAAUUCAGUGUUGAGCUUAACAGUUAUGUUCAACAGCAAGAAAAACCUGACAAACCUAAAAUAAACUGUACACUUCAUUACAUCUUAUUAAUGUUGAAAACAACGUACUGUUUUGAAGAGUUAAGAUGUUUCCUGAAUGUUAUCAGAUUUUGUUUUUCACAUGUAGAUAGGAUAGGCUUAGUUUGACUUGAUUUCGUAACUUGUUUUCAAAUGAAAUUUAAUGACUUUUCAAUUGUUCAUUGUUACUAGAUAAAGAUUUUUUUAAAAAAAAUAUUAGGUUUAUAAACAUGGCUCAUAGCAAAAAUAAAUUUCUUGGAGUUUGAGCGGAAAAAAAUA
This is a messenger RNA of Labeo rohita (rohu), 1611 nucleotides long. RefSeq lists its product as uncharacterized. Lineage: Eukaryota; Metazoa; Chordata; Actinopteri; Cypriniformes; Cyprinidae. The coding region runs from base 237 to 1091 and encodes 284 amino acids. Gene Ontology annotation, molecular function: zinc ion binding. The transcript has a single exon. The record is from RefSeq and is a predicted model, not a curated record.